This is a messenger RNA of Chrysoperla carnea, 1181 nucleotides long. Its product is annotated as gastrula zinc finger protein XlCGF8.2DB-like. The transcript is spliced from 3 exons. Bases 1 to 1116 code for a protein of 371 amino acids. Gene Ontology annotation, cellular component: nucleus. The record is from RefSeq and is a predicted model, not a curated record. Lineage: Eukaryota; Metazoa; Arthropoda; Insecta; Neuroptera; Chrysopidae. Gene Ontology annotation, biological process: regulation of transcription by RNA polymerase II. Gene Ontology annotation, molecular function: RNA polymerase II transcription regulatory region sequence-specific DNA binding; DNA-binding transcription factor activity, RNA polymerase II-specific.
AUGGCAAAUAAUUCAUUUAAUAAUUUUGAUAAUAAAUUUGUUAACAUAGAAAACAUUAAACUUGAACAACAAUUAAAUACAGAAAUUAUUGAAGAAUGUGAAACAAUGGAGUUUGUAAGAAUUAAAGAAGAAUUACCUGAAGAAACUUUUACAAGGGAAGAAGAUUUUGAACAUGUAAUGUUUAAAGAAGAAACCAUCGAAAGUGUUGCAAUAGAAUAUGAAAGUGAAGAAUUCAUUGAUGAAAAAGUAGAUGAAACUAUUUUGGAAAAUCAACGAAUUAACAAUAGAGAUAAACGUUUUUCUUGUGAACGUUUUAAAUGUGAAGUGUGUGAUAAAAAAUUUAGUUUUAAACACGGCUUAAAUCAACAUGAACUGAUUCAUACAGGAGAAAAAUCUUUUUCAUGCGAAAUUUGUAAUAAAACAUUUAAUAACAAAUAUAAUUUAAUUAAACAUAAACGAACACAUACCGGGGGAAAUAAACCAUUUACAUGUGAAGUUUGUGAUAAACGAUUUUUUCAGAAAAGAGAUUUAAUUACACACACACGAACGCAUACCGGGGAAACACCAUUUUCAUGUGAUAUUUGUAAUAAAGCAUUUAAUCAGCAACAGAGUUUAAAUAGACAUAAAAAAAUCCAUAUUGGUAAAAAACCAUAUUCGUGUGAAAUUUGUAAUAAAAAUUUUUUUGAAAAACAUCAUUUAAUUGGGCAUAAACGAAAUCAUUUUCGAGAAAAAAAUUUGAAGUCUGAAGAACAUGGAGGAAUUAAAGAAAUCGGCGGUCAAAAUUUUGAAACGAGACCUGUAACAAUUAAUAAUGACGAAAAACCAUUUUCAUGUGAUCUUUGUGAUAAAACAUUCACCCAACAGAACAGUUUAAUCAGACAUAAAAGAAUCCAUACUGGAGAAAAACCUUAUUCAUGUGAAGUUUGUGAUAAGGCAUUUAAUCAGCAACAGAGUUUAAUUAGACAUAAAAGUAUUCAUUUUCGUGAAAAGCCAUUGAAUGUGAAGUCUGAAACAGUUACAUUGGAACAUGGAAGAAUUAAAGAAGACAUACCAGAGGAGAUUGUUCAAAUUGAACAUGUUUUAAUUAAAGAAGAAGUACCUGACGAAAGUUUUUGAACAAUAUGACUUGUCCAAAUUGCCACAAAAAUUGUCAAUUAUAUGAAAGAUAUGGGAAACAAGAU